AAAGGCAGUGGCAGUACAAAGGAAACAUCUCAAGUGGUUUUUCUGCAGUAACGGUGGCAGUGGCAUUUGAAACAUGGCAGACAUCAUUGACUGUAAUUUUCCUGUGUGGGGCCUACUGCCUAAAAAAGAAACAGGUGUCACUCAAUUUCUCACGAAAUAUCCCGAAUACGAUGGACGAGGCGUCAUUAUUGCUAUUCUCGAUUCCGGUGUCGAUCCUGGAGCACCGGGUAUGCAGGUGACCUCGGAUGGAAAAACAAAAAUAAUUGAAAGAUUUGACUGCAGCGGUGCCGGCGAUGUUGACACAAGCAAAAUUGUACAGGCUCCGGAUGGAUAUAUAAAUGGUAUCACUGGUCGUAAAUUAAAGGUCCCUACAAAUUGGAAUAAUCCAAGUGGUGAAUAUCAUAUUGGGAUAAAAAAUGUAUUUACAUUAUAUCCUGGCAAAUUAAAAGACAGAAUUACAGCGGAAAGAAAAAAAAAAUUUUGGGACGAUGGACAAAAAGCUGCACUUGCAGAAGCUAGUAGAGCGUUACAAGAAUUUGAGGCCAAGAAUCCACAAUUAUCCACCUUAGAAGAAAAAUUACAAAAAGAGGAAUUAGAAGCUAGAGUAGAAGUACUCAUUAAUGCAGAAAAAAAAUAUUCAGAUUCUGGACCUACGUAUGAUGUUGUUGUUUUUCAUGAUGGUGAAAUGUGGAGAGCGUGCAUUGAUACUUCUGAACAAGGUGAUUUAGAAUCUGGUGUUUACCUUGGAGAAUAUUCUUUGACGAAAGAAUAUGCUCCUCUAACUCAAGAAGAUCAGUUAAAUGUUAGCAUUAAUGUUCAUGAUGAAGGAAAUACACUUGAAAUAGUUAGUCUUUGUUCAAGUCAUGGAACGCAUGUAGCUUCAAUAGCAGCAGCUUAUUUUCCUGAAAACCCAGAAUUAAAUGGUGUAGCACCUGGUGCUCAAAUAAUUUCACUAACAGUAGGAGAUGGACGAAUAGGCACUAUGGAAACAGGAACAGCAAUAGUAAGGGCAAUGAUAAACAUCAUGCAGCGUAGAAAAGAAAAAAUUCAUCUUAUAAAUAUGAGUUAUGGUGAACAUGCUCAUUGGUCUAAUGCAGGACGAAUAGGAGAAUUAAUGAACGAAGUUAUUGAUAAGUAUGGUAUAACAUGGGUUGCAUCUGCUGGAAAUCUUGGACCAGCGUUGUGUACUAUUGGAACACCACCAGACAUUAAUUCAAACAGUAUUAUUAGUGUUGGUGCUUAUGUUUCACCUGAUAUGAUGGUGGCUGAAUACUCUCUAAGAGAAAAAAUGCCUGGUAUGCCAUACACAUGGUCUUCUCGUGGUCCAAUGAUAGAUGGUGGUUUUGGUGUUACCGUAUGUGCUCCUGGUGGAGCUAUUACGAGUGUUCCUAAUUUUACAUUAAGAAAAAGUCAACUUAUGAAUGGUACAAGCAUGGCCAGUCCACAUGUUACUGGUGCCAUUGCGGUGCUUAUAUCUGGACUUAUAGCUAAAGGUUGUCCAUAUUCCCCAUAUAGUAUCAAAAGAGCUCUUGAAAAUACUGCUUUAUACAUAUCAACUUUGGAUCCAUUUGCACAAGGUUCAGGCUUAUUGCAAGUUGAACGUGCAUUUGAUAAUCUUGUUGCCUAUUGCGAUGCACCAGAAAGAGAUGUCAGAUUUUCAAUCAGUUGUACCGCACAUAAUUCGAAAGGAAUUCAUAUGAGAAUCGGUGUUAUUGAUCGGCCGAAAGAUUAUCCAGUUACUGUUGAACCAGUAUUCCUUGAUAGUGAAAACACUGAUCCAUCACGUAAAAUUGAUUUUAAUUUAAAAUUAACUUUGGUGUGCGAGGCAUCUUGGGCUCGAUUUCCAACGCAUCUUGACCUAAUGCAUAUGCCCCGUGCUUUCUCAAUUAGUAUCGAUGGUUCUAAUUUGCCAGAAGGUGUUCAUGCUACAAGCGUUAGAGCUUAUGAUGUAACCAAUAUUGCAAAAGGGCCAGUGUUCCAAAUUCCUAUCACGGUAGUGCAACCAAUGGUACUGCCAAAAACUGCUCUUCUCCCUGAUCUAAUAUAUACAAAUGUUUUAUUUAAACCAAAUACAAUCAAGCGUCAUUUUAUUCUCGUUCCCGAGGAUGCCACAUGGGCAGUCCUCAAGUUAAGGAGUACAGAAAAGGACAAGACCAGCAGAUUUGUACUUCAUACUAUUCAAUUGAAACCACGAUUAGCAUGUAAAACACUUGAAGUUAAUAAAAUGAUAGGAGUUACACCACAAACAGAAUGUGUUCAACCAUUUGCUGUUGAGGGUGGUUUGAUUGUGGAAGUUGUUAUUGCAAAAUAUUGGGCAAGUUUAGGGGAUAUGUUAAUAGAUUACUCAAUAGAAUUUCAUGGUAUUCGUAUAAUAAAUGGUAACUUAACAAUGCAAUCGGGCGAUGGUAUAAAUCGCUUAGAAAUACGAAGUUCUUUGAGAAUUGAAGAAGUUGUACCGUGUGUUACUCUUAAAUCAUCUGUACAAAUUUUAAAACCGACGGAUUCAAAAGUUAUUCCUUUACGAAAUCGUGACAUUAUUCCACCAACCAGACAAAUUUAUGAAUUACAAUUAACAUAUACAUUCCAUUCAGCAAAAGCAACUGAAGUUACACCAAAUGCUGCACUACUUAGUAAUUUGCUGUAUGAGAGUGAAUAUGAGAGUCAAAUGUGGAUGAUAUAUGAUAACAACAAACAACUUGUUGCCUGUGGUGAUGCAUAUCCAUCUAAGUACACUAUUCAAAAAUUGGAAAAGGGUGACUAUACAUUGAAGAUGCAUGUACGUCACGAAAAGAAAGAAUUAUUAGACAGAUUAACAGAUAUGCCUUUGCUUUUGAGUCAAAAACUUAAUAAUCCAAUAAUACUUGAUAUUUAUGCCAGUCAAUCUCAGGCAAUGAUUGGUGGAAAAAAGAUGGUUGCCGCAUCUGUUCCACCUGGACAUAUUCUUCCCUUAUUUGUUGCGCCUAUGUUAAAUGAAAGCAACACAGAAAACAAGAUAUCCAAAGGUGCUACUCUUGGUAGUUAUCUACAAGGUACAAUUACAUUAUGUAAAGAUGAGUUGGAUAGGAAAGUAGAUUACUAUACGUUUAAAUACAUAUUAUCUGAACCUACUAAAAAAUCAAGUAAUGCUACAUCUAAAUCAGAUAAGGAAAAAACUACCAAAUGGGAUGAAUACAAUGAAGCACUACGAGAUUUAAAAUGCACAUGGCUUGCAAAACUUGCACCAUCUAUACAACCAGGUGAAUAUGCAAACUUAUUGUAUGGAGAAUUGAAGAACAUCUUCUCAGAUCACUUGCCUGUACAUACUGCUAUGUUGACAUCAUUGGAUUCUCCUGAAGCACGUCGUCAUGUACCUCAUGAUGAUGUAUCUGAAAAUUCUAUUGCUCUUGCCAAUCAAAUAUUAGCCGUUGCAGAUGUUGUCAUUACAAAUAUUGAUCAGGAUAAACUAUUAGCCUACUAUGGCCUAAAGACUGAUCAACGAUCUGAUGCUGCCAAAAUUAAAGCAACAAUGGAUAAACAAAAGAAUACAUUAGUAGAAGCGUUAGUGAAAAAAGGUUGUGCGUUAGCACGAUUAUACGUCCAUGGUACAAAAAAAGGUGAUGGUAAUGGUUCUCAUGAGCAUUUACUUGAGGGUGUUACAAACAUAUGGCAAGAAGUACAGAAAUUUGCUGAACCAACUGACAAUAAGGUGCUUAUAUUAUCUUUGUGGCACGCACACAUUAAUAAUCAUUAUGGACGAUAUUUGAAAUUAUUGACACGUUUUUAUGAAGAAAAACCAAUAAAAGAAAUAGAUGAAAAGUGUAUAGAAAUUACAAGGACUUUGGGUUGGAAUCAUUGGUCGCAUCAUAUAAUUGCAAGCAUACCAGCACGUUAUCCAGGAGCAUAUAGGACAUUUUGAUUAAUAGAUAUUGACGAACAAAUCAUGAAUUCUUUUCAGAUUUAACACAAUUUUUGGCUAACAUCGUAAUAAGAAAAACAAACUUUAAGAAUGAGUUUUUAAUUGCACUGUAAUGAUAAUGACAUUGUGUCAUGCAGAUGUAAAAUACAUUUAGAAAAAUAUUAUUUUAUUCAUAGAGAAAAAAAAACAAAAAUAAUAAUAAUAAUAAUAAUAAUAAUAAUAAUAAUAAUAAUAAUUUAGAGAAAUAAUUAAAAUACUAAACUCUUAUAAAAAAAAUGAGUCAUAUUCGUACCUACGUAUAUGGUUUAUGCAGACCAUCAAAAAGUAACUAUAAAUCAUUUUUCUGCUUACACAAAUAUUACAUAGCAAUAAUUAUAUGGAACAUUUUUCAUUAACAACACAAUGCAAUGUUAAAGAUUUUAGUUAAAUAUGUGAAAUGAUAUUAGCAAAAUAUUUGACGAUUUAAAUGAAUAUAAAUUUUGAAUAUGAUAUAUGCGGGGCUGACCACUCCAUGCUUCAUCAGAAGUGUUAUAUACUUUGAGACUGCAUUUUAAAGGCGCUUAUUACGUCAUAUUGAUGGCUGAAUAAUUGAUAAAUUGUAUCAAUAAAUUCAAGCUAUAUAGCAUACAGACUUCUUUUAUGGAAAAAAAAAAUGAAAAAAAAAAAAGACAAAAAAAUAUAAAACUUAUGUUAUUAUUUCUGAAAUAAACAUGUGACUGUAUCAUUACGAAGCUCAAAUAGUUUAUUUAUGAUAUACAUUAAUGUAAUAGAACAUAUAUGUAAUAAUGACAUGCAACAUUUCUUUAUUAAAUUUUGUGCCAUCCUACAUAAAAGUUGCAUAAAUUCAAGUAGUAGAACUAUCAUUACAAGCACAACAAAUAUUACUGGCCAAGACAAAGUUUCUUUUCUCUCAUUUUUUUUUUCUUUUUUUUCUUUUUUUUUUUUUUUUUAUAUAUAUAUAUAACAAUAAAUUUACAUACUGUCAGUAUACUAUAAAAUAAUCCAUCGAUGCUGAAGAUGCCCGCUAUAGAAUAUAAUUUAAUAAAAAAAGAGAGAGAGAGGAGCUUAUAAUAUAAAUAAAAAAAAAUAUAUAUAUGGAAGUUUUUCUUUAUCAGAAAUGGAUAAAUAUAAUAAUUAUGUUACUCUCACUCUCUCUCUAUCUCUCUCUCUUUCACCCUCUCUCUUUUUCUCUCUUUCUCUCUCUGAUACAGAUGAUGGAUAUUUAAAAUAUAAUGACUCAAAUGUUUCUUUGAGAAAAAUUGUACUGUUUUUAUGAAAUGGCUGGUUAUCCAGAUAAUAAAAAUAAUAAUGAAAAUAUAA
Messenger RNA from Vespa crabro (European hornet), 5215 nucleotides. RefSeq names its product tripeptidyl-peptidase 2. Gene Ontology annotation, molecular function: tripeptidyl-peptidase activity; serine-type endopeptidase activity. Lineage: Eukaryota; Metazoa; Arthropoda; Insecta; Hymenoptera; Vespidae. The record is from RefSeq and is a predicted model, not a curated record. Gene Ontology annotation, cellular component: cytosol. Gene Ontology annotation, biological process: proteolysis. The transcript is spliced from 20 exons. Bases 74 to 3895 code for a protein of 1273 amino acids.